UAGCAAAUCGCGAGGAGAUCUCUGCUUAUUUCCAACCCCCUCUACCGGCAAGAACCUUUUCCCACGUGCAAAUAGCGGCUACUUAAGGCUCUCACAUACAUGUUGUCGAAACGCAAUGCAGUCAACAAUAGCUCACAGCAGUCCGCAAACAAUGGAGGAUGAAGAGAUCAAGAAGAUCCAAACCGCAAUCAAUACCCUCCUGAGAGCCUCUCAAGCAACAAAUGGGACGUCCGAGAGACUGCCUGGUCGCCCGGCCGUUGCCCCUCGUACCAAAGAGAAUGGCAUCGGCAACGUUCAGCAAGAUAGCAAUAUGGAUUUUGCGUGGGAUAUGGCUGCCAAGCUCCACGAAAAGAACUUCAUCAGGCUGGUAUCUAAGAAGCCCCCUAUCCUCCAUACAGUUUACCGCCUACUCAAUAAAUUGCAAAUGGGUGAUUGGGGUUAUCGCGUCAAUAUUGCAGAGAUGCAGCGCAUGUACUUGCGAGCUCUGCAAGUCAGCCUUGUCGACAAAGCAGUCAAGAUGCAAGCCCAAGGAGAUAAAUCGGGAACCGAAACCGUUCUCAAAGAAGGCAGACAUUUGGCAGGUCUGCUGAGAGAUUACACCCAAGCUGUGCAAGAUUAUGAGUAUAUGACAAAGGUCUCUCAGCAACCGUUCGAUUUCUUCAUCGCGUCAAGUGAACGGUACCAUGACAAUUAUGUUCUCGAUCAGGUGAUGAGAAAGCACGGGGUGGGGGGAAGGCAGUUUGCCGACCCGCCGCGAAUGACGUACGAGUCGAUGAAACUCCAUGCUCUACCUACCGGUCCUUGGGGUAAUGAGAGUUUCCCAGAGCCUCUAGGCGGGACGAGGAAUGCAUCAGCCAAAGCAGUGCUCCGCCGCAAUUUCUGGUUUAAAAUCAUGGGCGCAUUAGUUGGGGGGGCUUUCUUAGUUGGGCCCAUGUGGCUGUUGGUUCUGAAAAGGGAGCUGUACUUGAACCUUGGCGUUGCAACGGGGUUCGUCUUUGCUUUUGGAUUUUCCAUGGUUGGAUGUGUUGAUAGACUCGAUCAAGUCUUUGCGUCCACUCUUGCGUAUUCGGCGGUUUUGAUGGUGUUCGUCGGAGUCAUGUUUGACAAGCAGUUUCCCGAAGGAGCAUGA
Molecule: messenger RNA, 1129 nt
Organism: Colletotrichum scovillei
Lineage: Eukaryota; Fungi; Ascomycota; Sordariomycetes; Glomerellales; Glomerellaceae
Exons: 2
Coding region: 116-1129 (337 amino acids)
Source: RefSeq, a predicted model, not a curated record